AUUUAUUUUGCAGACAUUUACAUUCACUGUUUUAAAUGAACAAUCGGGGUUAACCGAAAGUUAAGUUUUCCAGUCAGAACUUUCAACCGGAGCAAGUUGUGUUUAUUUAACUUCGAAGUCCAGUAGAAAUCAGACAGGUGCAGAGUUUAAAUCAUGUCCAAAAGGUCCAUGGUUAAUGAUCUGUAUAAGUCCAGAAAAAGAAUCUGCACUGCUUCAAUUUCUUCUGCCAAAGACACACCUGAGUUCAACGAUGGAGUGAAUGGAACUUCAUUCUCCACGGCAGAGAUACCCUCGGACACCAAAGUGUCACUCCUCCAUCUUCAACAGUUAUUUCCCUUAGAUAAGUUUGAAGGAAGAUUACCAGUAGUGAUAGUGAAACAUCAACUAUACAGCUUACUGAAGGACAGAACAGCUGUCGAUAAACAAAUAGAUGAUUUAAAACAAGCCAAUGAGAUUAAGUUGUUCAAGCUUGGUGCUGAGUUAGAUGACUACUGUAUUGUGUUCACUGAGGCGUAUCGAGAUCAUGUGAUCAGUGUGAUGAAAGAACUCUCCAUCAGCAAAAAUACUUGUAAUAAAUUUGUGAAUACUGUCAUAAAGAAAUAUACAGAUGUCUGCAUCAACAAAGACACUUUGAUGAAUGAAUUCAACUUCACAGACUCAGAAAUUACGCAGCUGGUGAAAGCCUCUGUCCUCACAGUGAGGGAUGUAGGGAACUGGUGGAUUGCUUUACCUAAUGCGGGAGUCUUCAUGAAGUGUUUUCUACGAGGAAGAAAGGCCAUUCUGACAAUGAUAAGAAAAUGCAAAUACCGAGAGAUUCUUCAAAUGGAAUUGGAACAAAGAAAAUGGCCUAAGAUUUGCAAGCUGGGACUUCAGUAUCACAUGCAUGAAGUAAUUGGUGCUGAUCUCAUAAAAUGCAUUCAGACAACCUCAGGACAAUUACUUCGUCUCAAGGACUCCUAGUCCUACAGGAAUCUCCUCUAACAGUUGCUCCUGUAGGAUUUCCUAGUCCUUUGGGAAUCUCCUCUAACGGUUGCUCCUGUAGGAUUUCCAGUGCCAUCUGUUGUACAACAUCAACACUGCUGUGAUAAAGACAGGACUCAAUGGCAGGUUUAGCAUAAACAGCUGAAUCUAAAAGAAAAGAGCAAUCAGAUCAUUGAUGAUAUUACAGAUUUUUAGGUCAAUAUUAUUUAUUUUACCCAUUGUCUUUCUGUACAUGUUGAUUUUGUUAAUGAGAGUAUUGUUAAUGAGCAUUUCCAAUUAAAGUGAAUCAGACCUGGAGGACUGUGGCUCAGUUUGUUCAUAUGUGAAGUGAAUAUGUGUGAAUGAUUAGUGUGGGGUAUUUUAUUUUUCAUCAGACAAAAUAUUUUUCAUUCUAUUUAAGAGACGAACUUAUGCAUUGGUAAUGUUUUCUAAAAGCACCUCUAGUUUAAUAUAUGUAUGUGUUUCUGAUCUGUUAAUUUUUUGAUGACUUUCAUGAUUUAUUGGAGAAUAGUGUCUGUGAUAUUUCUCUGAUCUUGACAAUAACUGUAGUAGAAUAAAAAUGUUCCUUCUUUUAUUUGAAAAGAAAUAAAACUUUAUAUAAAUAUAAACUUUAGACAGGCAUUAUUUCUCUGUAUAUAUGUACUGACAUGGAAUCACUUUUUAGAAAAGAUUAACAAAGACAUAGUUAUUCUCUGAUCAUUACACAUUCUAACCAGUUGAGCAACAGUCUCCGCAGAGAUUGUGGUUUAUGUUUCUUGAUUACGUUGAAAGGAAGCCUGUCUCUCUUAGAAUUGAACCCUAUAACAUUUCUUAAUAUCUUAACAUGUUUUAGUUUGCAAAACAAUGAAGAUUAUGACGUCUAUGAAAUUUUAUAUAUUUUGGAUGAUGCAGAUUCUUUUAUUAUGCAAUAUACUUAUCAUUGUAAGUCCUUUGUCAUUUGACCUUUAGGAUUCUACCUCAGGUACUGUUGGUAUUAAAUCUAUAUUUAUGUUAUAGCUAACAUACAUUAAAGGAGACUAAGAAAUAUUCUUACAUUUAUACAGCCACAAUAUUCUGCCUCAUAUUCAAAAAUAUAUUUUUCACUUUUUAAAAAAAAACAAUGUGUUCUUUAAUGUAUAUGUAUUAAAAAUGGAAUUUCAAUGAUGUGACAUGUUUUAUAAUUUUGGAGUGUGUUUUAUAAUGUAAAUGAUAUUAACUUUGUUUCUAGUGUAUUGAUGUUCUGUAUUCACUGUUUUAUUUAAUGAGUUAGUUGUGAAAAGGCAUACUUUUAUAAUGCAUGCCUGCAAAGAGAAGGGUACUAAAAAUUAUUUUAAUUGGUUUUUGAAGUUUAGGAACUGAAAUAAAAUGUUUUGGAUUUG
Messenger RNA from Saccostrea echinata, 2339 nucleotides. RefSeq names its product inactive serine/threonine-protein kinase 19-like. Bases 154 to 960 code for a protein of 268 amino acids. Gene Ontology annotation, biological process: positive regulation of Ras protein signal transduction; protein phosphorylation. Lineage: Eukaryota; Metazoa; Mollusca; Bivalvia; Ostreida; Ostreidae. The record is from RefSeq and is a predicted model, not a curated record. The transcript is spliced from 8 exons. Gene Ontology annotation, molecular function: protein serine/threonine kinase activity.